GGCCGUGCGCUACGGCCCGCCCACCGUCCUGCCGCCUCGCGAGAUGACAGCCAGCGCCCACCCUCCCUCGCUGGAGGACCGGCAGCAGCAGCGCACUGGCGCCACCGAACGGCCACUGGCCGCCAACGCACCGACUCCGUAUCCCCCACCGCCUCCCAACUGCAAAGACAAUGCACUCCCGACUCACAGCGGAAACGUCCGGGAGCGGAGUCCACCGCGCGAGAAGCAAAGUGCUGCACCUCCCAGUUUACCGUACAACUUUCAAGUUGACUUCUCAGUCCCACCUCCACCAAUAUCUCAGACACCUAGCAUACCCUCAAACAUACUAUCACUUCUCGGACAUGCUGCAUUUGAGCAUACUACAAAUGGCUUCCUACUAAAUGUUCCUCCAUCAAAUGUUUCUCAACCUCACAUGUCCCAUCCCCGAGAACAUACACAAACUGUUCCACCGACUUACCCGAAUGAAGUCCAAGUGUCGCAGCUGCGCACCGUGACUCCAUUUAACUCGACUCCGGCUGCUGUGUCACAGCCCUUUAUGCCGGUGCAUCAUUUUCCUCCAUCUCACACUGUGUCUCCAGCUAACAAUAACCACUCCCUCAUGCCUCUGCACCAUUUGACCCAACCGCAGGUGCCAAGACACGAGGCACCACCUCAUGUGUCCCAGCAUCGUAUGCCUACACAUCACAGUUCUCAUUCCCACAUACCUACCCACCGUCCUUACCCACCUAUGACCCCACUUCCCCACAUGCCCCUAACUGAUGUGCCACCCACCCAUGGAAAAUCGCCCCACAGGGCACAGCAACAUCGACCACAUUCACGAAGAAUGACCGAACAUUCCACUGCUCACUGUAGACCGCAGCCUUAUGUCACAGAGUCGUAUAAGAAUGCUUCUUUGGACACACCGUUUGCAAAUCGUGGAGGCACACAUCACGCCUCUCGUGAAGCAUUUAGGGACGAGUACAAUCCGUGCUACAGAAGGGAUGAUCGUGAAGCCUCUAGCUUGGCCAAUGGCCUGCCCAAUUUUCUGAACUUCUGGGUACCUCCACCAUUGCAGACUCCACGCUUACGGCCACCACCUUUACCACCGCCUCUGCCACCAUCUCUACAGUCACCACAGCAGCAUAUGGAAUCGUCAAACCAGACGCUGUUGUCGCACCUACUGGCUAUGCCGACACCACCUCCGGACCAGCAUGACAAGACUCUGUCUCCUGUUACAGGGAAUCUGUAUUCAAGUCAUCCUCACGGUUACCAUGAGCAGUACUGGAACCAGCAAAGCAAAUCAUCUCCACCUAUAGUUCCAGAGUACCAGCAGCCUCACCACACAGAUGCUAAAAGAAGAACAUUUGACACCGUGAUGUCAAGAUGGUCACAGGAUGUGCCCCAUCGGCUUGCCAGAUACCAUGUGCCAACCCAGCUACAUCCUGACAUGGACAACUCAGCAAUGCAGAUGGAUGAUAACUGCAGCUCAUCACAUUACGGGCGUGGAGUUCGCGGCCACUGCUACGGCAAUCGUCGAGUGCGGAACGUGCCACUUCCAUGUUCCCGGCUACGUAAUUUGACAGAAGUGAAUGUGAAUAUUCAUGGAGGUGACAAAACAGUUGUGCCACACAAACAGCACCGUGAUGACCUGAAUGAACAAUUGUACGAAAAGGGUGCCGAAGCCUGUGCGCUGUUGUCUGCAAUCACAGCUGUUCGAAGAACAAUUGGUGGGGCUGCUUCGGCAGCUCCGGGUGUAACUACCGGUGGCGGGGUAUCUCCCACUGGCAUGCCGGCACUCCCAGCACCACCUGUCUUACCCGCGCUGCCAGCACCACAAGUACUUCCUGCACUGAUGGCAGCACCGUGGCCCAGCCCUGCAGCUACGGAGUCUCCCCGUAGCACGCCGGCACUCCCAGCACCACCUGUCUUACCCGCACUGCCAGCACCACAAGUACUUCCUGCGCUGAUGGCAGCACCGUGGCCCAGCACUGAAGCUACUUCGGUCAGCCAGGACAAUGAAGAAGACAAUACAAAGGAGAGACUGUGCCAUCACCCAAGAAAGGCCACAGAUGUUAGUGAUCAGCUAACAGUGCCUUUUACUAGUCCUGUCAUCCAAAAGGAUGACACAACAACAGCAGCAGCAACAUCCCAGUUCAAAGAGUUUUUUAGACUGUACGUGGAAGGAUCCUUUGGUGAUGCUUUACAUGUACACCCAGGACAGUCAUCCCUGAGUGUAACACCAAAGGAUCCCCACACAGCACUGCUGCCAUCUACUGGACAGGUGAUGGAUGUUGCUACAAGAGAAACGAAUACUGGACUGUUAGCCACCAGUGGGAGACUAAUGUUACCAGAUCCAUUUCCAUCUGUAGCACCUUAUCUGGGACUUAAAAGCACACCUGAAGAAAGAGAGAAGUUUAUGAAGAGCUUUUGGACAUCUGUUUAUCAGCAGCAAGCCCUCAAACUAGGCCUCUUGCCAAAGUUACAAACCAAUCUGACACCACAUGUUGAUCAACUGGGAACACAACUAUAUCAACAAAUGAGGGGAGACAAAGAGUUCAGACAUGCCCUUGCUGAGCUUGAUCACCAGAUACUGGCCCGUGGCAGCCUUGGAUCAGCAACGCCACUUGCUGCACUUCCUCCGGCACCUUCUAUACAUUCCAGCACAUCAGAUCCACUUUCUGCCUAUGGUUCUGCCCUGGCACAAUACACCCAGAGCGGAAGAUCUGCUACCUCAUUAUCAUAUCAGAGUGACUUCCUGAGGUCAGCUCUACAAGAUACGAAUUCCUCAGCACAAACUCCAUCUUUACCUGCUUGUAGUAACAGUGGAUGCUGUAAUAAUACAAACUGUAAAACAACAAAGAAGCAACAGCAAAAAAAGGAACUGGAGCACUUGAAGCUAGUUCAAAGGCAACAGUUGCAAAGGAAAAGUGCAGAAGACACAGUGAUACGGAUGAAUGAAGAAACACUGAGAAGGAGGAAUGAACAGCUGCAGCAGCAACAGCAGAGAAAAACUGAAGAAGACACAGUGAAGCGACUGAAUGAAGAGCUCCAGAAACAAGUGAUACAUGCACAUAUUGAACAAGAACAACAGUCACAGUGCACCCAGAAAAAGAAGAAAACUCUGACGCAGAUACAGGAGCAAGCAGAAACAGCCCAUGCCUUGAAAGAUGGACUCUGUGUUCCAGUUCUACAGCACCACAGAAAUGAACAUGGGAUCAUUACACAGAGCCAACACUUCGAAACAAUGCCACACCAGGAUAUGAACCUGCAGUUAAACAAAGUAAAAGCAAAAAGAGGAUGCAAAAGAAAAUCAGAAUCACUUGAACAAGAAUGCACCGUGCAAUGGGCAAAGAAUUUUGAAGGACAUAAAGCUUCACAAAGCUCUUCAGUAGGAAGAAUGCAGAGAGGUGUAAUUGUGCAUGGGAAGGAGUAUGUGAAUCAAAUGUCAGAAUGUACGCAUCAGCAGCAAUUCCAUUAUCUGAACAAUGAAAAUAUGAAGGAUUCUCAGACAGAUCAGUCAGAGCAAGUGAAACACAAAGAGCAACCAAAAAUGUCACAACUAACACAAUUGCUUAUGCAAGGGCAGUCUGAAAUCGGUAUGUGUCAAAAGGGAAAUGUUCAAAAACAAAAGAAAGCUCUGAGAACAUCAAAGACAGUUGCUGAACAGGUGAUUACAGAGCCUAGGCAAACAAAGCAACCAGAAAUGCCUCUUAAUAUAUCGAACAAAAAAUCACUGCAUGUGCAGAAUCUGUUUACUGAUCUGCAUGUACAGCAGAAAAUAUCUGAAUACAUUAAACAAGAGACAAUCUCUAGGCCAUCUCAAGGAACUGUAAUAAAAUCUAAGGAAGAUCAGGAAGCUCGGCUGAACAUGUGGUGUAACAGUACUCUGAAUACAGCAAAUGUAGCAGAAGAUUUGCAACAGGCACAAUUUCGAGUAGACUUACAGAGAAAACAUCUCUCCUUCAGCCAUGAUGACACAGUGUCUUCACAAAUGGUUGAUGACACCCAUGGCUUGGAUCUCAGUAGCCAAAGACAUGUACAAAAACUUAUGUGUGAUAAUAUUACAGUAAAGACAGAAGAUAUUGAAGAAAUUUGUGAUCAGACCACAAAUGAACAGAAUCAAGAAACAUUUGACUUCCUGGAGGAACUGGAUGAAAUAAAAUUAGAUACAUUGCAGCAGCAGAAUACAGACCAACAACAAAAUCUUCUAGAGCUUCCAUCAUUUGGAUCUUAUCUGAAUGUGGAUGGAAUGGAGGACACAGAUGUUGAAGAAGCAGAUCUGAAUGCAGCCUACCAUGCAGUAGUGUCACUGCAGCAAUCUGAAAUUCCUGAUGUACCAGCAACUCCACCCUCCCACACGACUCGAACAUCCGAGUAUUGUCAGUCCCCAAUGAAUGGUUCAACAGCUUCCAAUCUUUCGAAGACCAUGCAACAGCUGAAUGAGGACCACUGUACUUCAAAAGUUGUUCAUCUGGUUCCCGUUGUUCAAAUGCCUCAGAGUAGUCCCUCACCAAUUCCAGUGCAAAUGAAAACACUUCCUGACGCCAAGGGGCCAAAAGCGAAACGGAAAAAACUGCGGCGAUCAAGGACAUCAUUUGAGAAAGAAGAAGAUAUGGACACUGAGCCUCCAUCAGACAGCACACUUAGUAGUAAAUGUGAUAGUGCCCAAGAAGUUAUACCUACACUUGAUGAUAUAUCUCAUGCUCAACCAGUUUCUCUUCACAACAGUGCAUACAAACAUACAUGUACUUCAUCUGAAGCAAUAACUGAUCCAGCUAUGGCUACUGUUCCUGUUAGUGUCAAUACUAGAAAUGGACCACUAACAGCAGUGGCACCUAGAAACAGUAGAGCAGUUGCGAAUGCUCUCCGAAAGGCAACCCGUGUAAGUAAUCCUGAUGCAAAUUUGACAGUGUCGGCUAAAUUUGUCUCUAAUUCUGAUUCCCAGGUUAUUUUCCAGCCUGUAUCAACUGACAGUACAUCUGCAACAGAUAUGAGAGUAGCAGCCACAGCAGAUGAGACAAGUGACACAGCAUCACCCACAUUUCAGGCUCAGCAAACUCGGAAAGGUGUGAAACGUAGAUAUUCCACACGCCGAUCAAGGACGUAAUGCAUGUAAUCUUUAAAAACCUAAAAGGAAGUUCCUAAAUUAGUAAACAGCAGUAAUAAAAAUAUUUUUCUAUUAUCACAUAUCUAUAUUUUUGAAUGCUAUUUGACUCAUUUCUAAAAAAAGAGUAUUAUCUAAUAAGAUAUAUGUGGUGCUAUGUGCUUACAAAAUGUUUGAAAAUCUAAGUUUUAGCUUUCAUUUUUUGACUGAUGUUUUCAGAAUUAAUAAUUUUAAUAUUUGCACUGAAGAAAAGUUGCAUAUUAUCAUUCAUAACUGGUCAGGUUUAUAACUGUAAGUCAGUGAGAAUGAUUACUUUUAAGGUACUAGUGUUAGUUGUAUGUCUUUAGGUGUGUGUAGUGUGUGUAUGUGUUAAAUAUAUUGCAGAACAUUACUGAAUUAAAUUAAGGGCCAGUGCCCUUUAAGAUAUGUAUUAUCCACCUUUGUUAAUAGAUGUCAAAUCUUUUAAACAUUAACAGAAAAAUAACUUUUGAGAAUGGCACUAAUGAUGUUAUUAUGAGAAACAUUGAUCUUGAAGGACAUUAUCACUUACUCUAAAUGGCAUCAUUGCCUUGCAAUAUAAUAUAGGACUGUGUGCCUUGCUGAUGACAUUUACUGUUAUUUUUACUCCAUAACUUUUCUAAAUCCCAGAUGUCUGUUUCUCAUAAUGUACCCGACAUUUAAUUUAUAAUACAUGCUGGAUUUCCCCACAAUAUACAGCAAGUUGUAUACAUUACUACAACAAUUUUUACUAUGAAACUCAUGUUUAGAAAUCUCUCAAGGCAAUCAGCAUACCAGUUCCUACUAGCAGCUACAAUGUGCACACAGCCAGAAUAUUAUUUUUACACAUUUAUAAGUAAGCAUGAAAUACAGAUAGUUGAUAAUAUCUACAUUCUCUGAAAUCAAUUUUGACUAUCAACAUGCUCGAGUUGAAGCAUAAGCAUUUUUGUGUGCCAUUACUGGUUGUUAUUUUUCUUGUAUUACAGCUUACAGUAAUACCAAUGAAGCUGUUGGUCUGAGGCAAAAUUACUGCAGCUGAUUUGUAUGUGGCCCUUCAAAGAAAGUAAAUUAAAUGUUUUAUCUUAUUAGAAACAAUGGUUCCCAAGGAAAACUGUGAUAAAAGAAUAAUAGUGGUAGCAAAGAAAAGAGCUGAUGUUAACAGCACUGGUAAUAUAGAUUUUUGAUGCUAUAUUGUUAUUAGUUGAAAGGAAGUGCUUUAAACUUAUGAUAUUCAUGUUUCUAUUCUGAGGCCAGUAUUUCAGGCAAAGAAAUGUUUAAGGAAGAACAUUGUGUGUAGUUAAAAUUUGACCAUUUGUGGUUGUUUUGUUACAAUAUUGGUGUUUUCUAAGAACACUACUAUGUAUCUAUAUUUUACUACCUUUCUGUUUUCUAUACUGACUUUGUUGUUAUAACUGACAGAAGUUAGCAUUAUUGGUCUGUGCGAAGAAUUUUACUUGGUUCAUUCUGAAAAUUACAAAGAUCAUGUAUGUAACUUGACAUUGUGUUAAAGUUAUGUAUUCCAGCAACACUCAAAGAGGGAAGUUACCUAUAUGUAUAAAGACUGAAGUAUGAAAGCAACACUUCUCAGAGAGGAAAGUUACCCAUUUGUGUGCAGACUGAAGUAGAGAAUUUUUCUAGUAGUAUCAACAUGACAAAAAUUACAGCAUUUUUAUCAUCUGCCAUUUGUAUUCACUGCUGCUUAGCAGUAAUAAUAAAUAAAAAUGCUCAAAAACAAA
Schistocerca piceifrons (Central American locust) is the source of this 6816-nucleotide messenger RNA. RefSeq lists its product as uncharacterized. The transcript is spliced from 7 exons. The record is from RefSeq and is a predicted model, not a curated record. Lineage: Eukaryota; Metazoa; Arthropoda; Insecta; Orthoptera; Acrididae. Bases 44 to 5086 code for a protein of 1680 amino acids.